AUGGACUUCCUGGCGGGGGAGCAGGAAGUGCUGAAACUCCUCUGUGGGUUUCAGGACUUCUUCCUGCAGCUCUCUAUGCAGGGUUGUAUCACAAAUGAGAUGUGCUGUUUAAAAGCAGCUGGUGGGGGGGGGCUCCUCCACUCAGCGGUGUGGAGCGGAGCAGACAUGACAUCAGUGGGAGAACUGGUGCUGCUGCUGGGCUUACUGGUGAGUGUUCACUGCGAGGUGAGAGCACGGGACCCCGAGGAGGAGGAGGAGGGAGGAAGAGGAGGAGCAGCAUCCCCCCCCCACCUUGAGAGGCUUCACCCCGGGGCGACAGAGACCCCCCCUCUGGGAGAGAGAGGGAACUACCCAGCCCGGACCGGGAACUGGUGUGCCCUCGUGCAGAGUCGUGAGGUCACUGUGGCGGUGGCGUGUGGAACAGAGAAAUACACCAUCAAGUCUCAGAGUCUGUGUCCAAGCAGGAGGCCCGACUGUCAGCUGGUCAUGUACAAACUGUCCACCCGGCCGGUCUACAGGCAGAAGCAGCAGAUCUUCACCGCUCUGCUGUGGCGCUGCUGUCCAGGACACGGAGGACACAACUGUGAGGACACAGUCUCUGAUGCACAGCUGGACUCUGGGAGCUCGGCUCUGAUUGGAGGACCAGUGAGGACAGAGCUCCAGGCUCCAGGUGUGCAGGCUCGGCUCCAGCAGCAGCGCAGUGACCUAAACCGGAUACAGAACGACCGUCAGGCAUUGUACGAUCACCUGGAUCCCCAGGACCACCAGAACCACCAGGACCCACCAAAUCCCCAGGAUCACCAGGACCACCAGAACCCUCCGAACCACCAGGACCACAAGGACUACCAGAAAUCCCAGGACCCCCCGAACCACCAGGAUCCCCAGGACCCACUGAAUCCCCAGGACCACCAGGACCCCCCAAACCCCCAGGACCCCCCGAACCACCAGGAUCCCCAGGACCCACUGAAUCCCCAGGACCCACUGAAUCCCCAGGAGCACCAAAACCCCCAGGACCCACUGAAUCCCCCGAACCCCCAGGACCCCCCAUACUCCCAGAAGCACCAGGACCCCCCGAACCCCCAGGAGCACCAGAACCCCCAGGACACACUGAAUCCCCAGGACCACCAGGACCCCCCGAACCCCCAGGACCCCCCGAACCACCAGGAUCCCCAGGACCCACUGAAUCCCCAGGACCACCAAGACCCCCCGAACCCCCAGGACCCCCCGAACCACCAGGAUCCCCAGGACCCACUGAAUCCCCAGGACCCCCCGAACCCCCAGGACCCACUGAAUCCCCAGGACCACCAGGACUCCGCGAAACCCCUGGAGCCACUGAAACCCCAGGACCACCAGCACCCACUGAAUCCCCAGGACCACCAGGACCCCCUAAACCCCCAAGACCCCCAGGACCACCAGGACCCCGAGGAGCACCAGGACCUCCCGAACCCUCAUGACCACCAGGACCUCCAGCACAACAGCACACAGCCCGCACUGCUGGACCCGGAACUCCUCCUUCCUGCUGUAGAGGAGGUGUAUGCGACCCCGUACCCAGAAGCCCCCACCGCCGUCAUGAUGGCCCAGGUCAUGUCCCAGCUGCAGCCGCUCCUGGAGGGCUUCAACCGCUCCCUGGUGCACCUGAGCCGGCAGGUAGGGGACCUGGCCCGCGACGUGGCCCAGCUGAAGAGCGGCCCACUGGGGGUCGAAAUGCAGGCGGGGCCCCCAGUCGCUCCGGAGCUCGAUGAGGCAGCGGAGGAGCGCCUGGAGGCCAAACUGGACGAAGCGUUCGAGUACGUCAGGGAGGUCCGGAGGCAGAUGGAGAGCCAGCGGACUGACGUGGAGCACAGGCUGCACUCCCAGCAUGCAAUGCUGCACUACAACCUCACCAGCUUUAAGACGGACAUCGACAUGAAGCUGAAACGCCACCAGAAGAUGCUGCAGGUCAGCCUGCAGGCCAUGAACGCCUCGCUGACUGAGCUGAAGCUGGACCAGGAUCAGAUCCCUGAGCAUCAGCUGGAGGGUCUCCCCCCUCCUCCCUCCCUGCCUCCCCGGCUGGACUUCACGUUGACGGUGAGUCGCAGCAACAGUAAUUUAGAAUCCUUCGUCACGUGAUACAAAGACACUCGUUCCAACAGUAAACAUGAGGCAGACAGACUAUAAAACAUAAAUGUUGAUGUUGUUGUGCAGGUGCAGCAGCUGCGGCGGGACGUGAAGCAGCUGGAGAAGCACAUCAACCGGACGGCCCGGACCAGCCAGGUGCAGUUCAUGGAGACGGGGCUGGAGGUGGAGGCGGCGAGGGAGGCGGUGCUGAGGCGGGUGGGCGACCUGGCGGGGAACAUCACCCAGCAGGGCAAGCGGCUGCAGGAGAUGGACGUGGACGUGGACUACCUGUACGAGUUCUUCUACAAGCCCAACUCCACCGGAGACUGCGACUGCAAGGGGCUGAAGGCCACCGUGGCACAGCUGGAGAGGGGCGUGGCUAACGUGACGGAGCUGGCCAAUGAGAACAGAUUAGCGCUGGACGAGGACGGAGAAGGGGGGGCGGGGCAGUGGAGCGGGGACUGGGAGCCGGCGGUGGAGACGCUCCAACAUGGCCUCCAGCAGGUGCAGGACUCCGUGUCCUCGGAGCAGAGCCGCACCAGGACUCUAGAGUUCGGUCUGACGGCCGCGCUGGCCGACGUCUCUGGCCUGAAGGAGGCGGACAGGAAGCUGACGGAGGAGAUGCAACGCCUGUCCGCCUCCUUCAAGUCUCUGCUGACGGACGCCAUCCGACACAGCGACGUGCUGGAGCUGUUGCUGGGGGAGGAGGUGCUGGAGUUCCUGGAGUGGCCCGUCCAGGAUCAGGAGGCGCACUCCAUCCCCACCCUGAAGGAGCAGCUGAGGCUCCUGCAGGAGCAGCUGGGAGGCCGGAGGGAGCAGCCAGGAGGCAGAGAGGAGGUCCCGUCUGCUGACCAGCCCUCCUCCUCCUCCUUCUCUCCCCUCCUCCCUGACGCCUGGCUCCCUGGCAGCAUGAGGAGGAGUGGCGGAGGAGUUGCAGCCCGGGAGCGGCAGCAGCUCCUCCUCCAGCCCGAGGGGAGGCGCCCGCAGAACGGAGGAGAUGGCGGCGAUCUGUGGAAGCUGGAGAAGGAGGUGGAGGAGCUGCGGCUGCAGGUGCUGCGGCUGCAGGAGAAGCCCUGCAACACAUCUGCAGAGAGGGAAGCGCCGCACAGCCUGCAGGCGGAGCUGAGGUGGCUGAAGAGAGGUCUGGAGGAACAUCUCAGAGUGUUCAAGAACGUGUUCAGCAACGCAGACGUGCUGGUGGGGUCGGACGCCACGCUGGAGCUUGACAAACUGUGGCAGCUGGUGAAGAGCAGAGAGGAGAAGAAAGACAGGAAGAGAGGAGGAACCCACCGGAGCAGGAGGGAGGCCUCAGCUGCUGUCCCAGUCAGCCUAUCAGGAGGCUCCCUGCUGCUCGUGGCUCGAUCUCCUCUGAGCGUCUCGAGCGACAUCGUGUUCGACGUGUCUCAGCAUCGGGCUCAGCUUUACUCCGACACCGGCACCUUCACGGCCCCGCUCAGCGGGAUCUACCUGUUCCUGCUCACCUUGGACCUGAGGCCGGGCCCCGCCCAUGUGGUCCUGAGGAGGAGGUCGGGCGGAGCUCCGGUGUCUCUGCACCGCCAGGAGGUGACGGAGGCGGCGGGGCCCGUCACCGGCGUGGGCCUCCUGCCGCUGAGGGAGGGGGAGCGGGUGAGGCUGGAACUGAAGCGAGGAGCGUGGGCGGAGUCAGAGGACAAUGUGUUCACCGUGCUGCUGCUCCACGCGACCACCUGAGGGCGCUGUGGACCAAUCAGAGACUUACAACAUAUUCAGGACUGCAGGCGGAAACAAGUGACCAAGAGAAGAGAAACGUAACAAUGAAGCUGAAGCCCGUUUCCUUCUUUGUGUUCAGUGCGGAGCUGGAGUCAGGCUGUUGUUAGCCUAGCUUAGCAUAAAGCUAGCCUGGCUCCAUCCUGCGCCUCUAAAGCGCUCUGAUUACCAAGUUGUGUUUAAUGUGGACACAAACAGAAACGUUAAACUAUUUGUAUUAUUAUAAUUAUUGUACGAGAAACAGUUUUUCCCACGAAACUGUAGCUUUGUGGUCGAACAACUUCUCUCCCGUCACUCUCUAGUCACUGAAACCGCGUCAUCUCCCCAAAGAAAGAGUUUGUGUAAACGUUAAACAAAUGAUAUUAAUCCGUUUUUCAGAUUUAAAGAUGCUGGCUGUUGUACAGAGCCAGGCUAACUGUUCCCUUUGCUUCCAGUCUUUAUGCUAAGCUAAGCUAAUCACAUCUCCUGCUCCACAAACAAAACGAAGACAUUACUUACUUACUUCAUUAGUAUUUUAUAGAUCUGGUUGGUGUCUGAUGGUCUGUAGAACCUGUAGAACCUGUAGAACCUGCAGAAACUGUAGAACCUGCAGAACCUGUAGAACCUGUAGAAACUGUAGAACCUACAGAACCUGUAGAACCUGUAGAAACUGUAGAACCUACAGAACCUGUAGAACCUGCAGAACCUGCAGAAACUGUAGAACCUGCAGAACCUGUAGAACCUACAGAAACUGUAGAACCUGCUGAAACUGUAGAACCUGAAGAACCUACAGAACCUGCACAUCUGAACACAGAUCAGCUGCUGCCACAGAGUCUUGUGUCUUUUACGGAUUCUUUACUUUACAUAAAGAAAAUAUUUGUAUGUGUAA
Cottoperca gobio is the source of this 4711-nucleotide messenger RNA. Its product is annotated as multimerin-2. The record is from RefSeq and is a predicted model, not a curated record. Gene Ontology annotation, molecular function: protein binding. Lineage: Eukaryota; Metazoa; Chordata; Actinopteri; Perciformes; Bovichtidae.